AUGCAGGAAACGAAGAUGGAGGCGCCCGACGCGGGCAACUGGCGCGCCGGCAACCCGCUGGCGGCGAACCCGAGGAAGCCGCGGCCGCGGUCCGCGAGCCCGCCGAAGCCGACGCCGUCGGAGUCGCCGCGGCGCGAGAAGUGGAAGAGCAGCGCCGUCGGCGGCCCGGAGAAGCGCUUCAGCGCCGAGCUCGCCGCGCAGCCGCGGCUCGUCGUCCGCGUCCUGGGCGCGCGGGGCCUCGGCUCUUCGGACGUCGUCGCACGCGUCUGGUGCGCGCGGCUCGACGACGUCCACGACGCGGACGCGGAGCCGCAGGAGACGCUGCCCUGCCGGGGCGGCGACGCGCCGGCCUGGGAGACGCACAACGAGUUCUGCUUCGCGCUCAAGCUCGACGCGCCCGAGGACGUGCAGGGCGGCUGCUGCGCGGUGGCGCUCCGCGACGACGGUGUCGCGCGCGAGACGGGCUACGCCGACGGCGACGCCGCGCUCGGUGUAGCCGUGGUGCCGCUCCGCAUGAUCUUCGAGCGGGGCAAGGCCAUGGCGGGCACGAAGACGGUGCACCUCACGGCGACGUGGCUGCCGCUCGGCGCCGCGCCGAACGGCGCGCGCAGGGCGCGGGGCGAGGUCCUCGCGUCCUUCGUCUUCUUCUUCGCCGAGGGCCUGAGCCGCGCGGCCUUCGAGACGUCCGUCGCGCGGAUCCUGGGGCGGCCCGAGGAGUACGACGACGACGAGCUCGCGUCGCCGCCGGCCGCGUGGCCGCCGCGCGACGCCGCGGCGCCGCGGCGCCGGGGCCCGCCCUUCUCCGACGACGGGGCCGUGGAGCUCCGGGGCCUCGGGGGCCUGUCGCCGAUCCGCGAGCACCAGGAGAAGGGCGGCUGGGUGCCGCCGUCGCCCGCGCGGCCCCUCGCGGCCGGCGCGGCGUCGCAGGCGCUCGACACGGCGCGGAGCCGGGCAGGAAAAGAGAGCGACAUUCCCAACUUCAAAGGCUCCGAUCUCGGCCGCUUUCCACUCGCGCGGAGCCGCGCGCGGAGCUCCGCGGACUUCUCCGGCGCGUCGUCGGCGCGCUACGUGGCCAUGAAGCGCCUCCAGAAGGCCGCGCGGUCCGCCGAGGCGUCCCUGCUCCAGGCGGGCACGCCGUCCAAGAUCUCCAGCGGCCACCGCGCGCUCCGGGACAGGCUCCGCGACGGCCUCGCGGCGCUGCGCGAGCGGGACUCGCGGCACGCGGGCGCGGGCGAGCUCUGGGGCGAGCUCAAGGCCCUGGAGAGCCCGGGCGACGCGUCGGCCUUCUUUGAAGAAUUACUGGGCACGCGGCACACCGCGCGGGCGGGCGGGCUCGCGUCCGCGGUGCUCGCGGACGACGGCGCGCCGCUCGCCGCGCGGCGCCACGUGCUCCUGCUCCUGGCGGCCGUCGCGCGGCUCCACCCGGGCGCCUGCGUCCCGAAGCUCGGGGCGGCGCUGCGGGCCGUCGCGGGCGUCGCGCAGGGCGCGUCGGGCGCGGGCAGCUCGCUGAGCGGCGAGGCCGCGGCCGUCGCGGGCGCGCUCGCGCGCGACGUUUUUCCAUUAGCGGCCGCGCGGGGCGCGCCGGAGGAGUCUACGCACCUGCCCGUGGACGUGCUCGUGGCGCCCUUCACGCUCGUGCUCGCGCGGCCGCGCGCGCGGGGCCGGCGGUCCGUGGCCAACUGCUUCGCGGCCGUCCUCGAGGGCCGGCCGGGCCCCGUGCCCGUGUGGCUCGACGCGGCCCCGGCGUCGAAGCACGUCGGCGCGGCGCCGCCGGCGGCCGUGCUCGACGAUCUGCGGCGGCGCGCGGCGUCGCGGGGCGUCGCGCUCCCCGUCGCCGCGACGCUGCUCCGCGACGGGACCGGCGCGGUGCUCCACUGCGAGAACGACGACGCGGCGCUGGACCUGCGCGCGACGCUGGCGCAGGACGAGGCGCUGCCCCCGGGCUGGGCGUUGGACGGGGCCAUGGAGGCGGGGGAGGAGCGGGGCACCGUGGAGGAGGCCAUGGCCGCGCGCGCGGCGUUCGUGCUCGCCGUCGCGCCCGCGGCCGCGCCGCUCGCGUCGUGGGUCGUCGAGUCGUGCAAGCGCCACCGGGACGUGCUCGAGCCCUUCUGCCGCGCGGCGCGCGCCCUGCUCCAGCUGCGGUCCGACGCCCAGGCGCUCGGGCGCGCCGACGCGGCCGCGAACGCGGCGUUCGACCCGCGGCUCCUCGCGCGCGCGGACGGCGCGUACGUCGAGGCGCUCGACGCCGCGGCGCCGGCGCUCGCGCGGCACGCGGCGCGGUGCGUCGAGGCGGAGGCGACGACGGCGGAGGCGCUGGCCUGGCGCGACAAGGCCGCCGCGCUCGACCUCGUCGAGGCGCUCGCGACGAACGACUGCACGCAGGCCGCCGCGGCGCUCGUCCUCGGCCCGCUCGUCGGCGCCUGCGACCGCGCGCGGCACCACGGCGUCAAGCACGUCCGCGACGCCGCGAAGCGGGCGCUCCUCGCGCUGGAAGCGCUGCGCGCGCGGCGCCGCGACGCGAAGCACGCGGCGGCGCGGCCGAGCCGCCGCGACGUCAACGCGCUGCUCGGCGCGAAGCUGCCCGUGAGCGCCGUCGGCCUGCCGAACCACGACGACGCCGCGUCCGUCGACUACGGCUGGCCCCGGCCGGCGACGCCGCCGUCGCCGCGGCGCGCGCGGCCCGGCGGCGCGCCCGUGCCCGCGCUCGACGUGUCGCGGCUCGCCGAGGCGCCCAUCCCCCGCGCGCCGCCGUCGCCCGACGCGCCCUGGCUCGACGCGGCGCCGAGCCCGCGGCCGGCGCCGACGCCCGCGCGGGCGCGCCGCCCGCCGCCCGCGGCCCUCGACUUCGACGACGACUUCGCCAAACCGCCCCUCGACGACGACGACGACGACGACGCCGGGCCCGCCGCGGCGGCGAAGCCCUGGAGGCGGCGGCGGAGCUCCGCGAAGCGCGUGCGCGUGAAGCGGCCGUCCGUCGCCGAGGUCCCCGACGACGUCGCCGACGCGCUGACCAAGUCCGUCGACCUUUUGGCGGAGCGCUGCAGGGGCUUCGAGCUGUGCCGAAUUCAACCGCUGGUUUGGGUGGUCCUCACCAAACUUCAGAAUUCUCUAGCUCGGUCACAUCGAAGUCGAUUCGGCUGA
Molecule: messenger RNA, 3141 nt
Organism: Aureococcus anophagefferens
Lineage: Eukaryota; Pelagophyceae; Pelagomonadales; Pelagomonadaceae
Exons: 3
Coding region: 1-3141 (1046 amino acids)
Cellular component (GO): microtubule
Molecular function (GO): microtubule binding
Source: RefSeq, a predicted model, not a curated record